UUGGCCACGGCGUGGGAAGCCGCUCUGGGGGAGCUUGGAACUCCUGAUCACGGCUUCUUGGGGGUAGCUGCAGCUGGGUGGGUAGAACGGGGCCAGGUCCCCCAGCAGGAACCCCAGUGGGACACACAGGUGCAUCGGGUGCCUGAGGACUCCGUGACCCUCCUGCCCUGGGUCGGUGCCCUCCCAGCUCUACAGACGGCUCCCAGGGAGAACUCGGUGGAACUUCAGAAACAGUGGGCAGCACUGGACUUGGACCAAUGCCCCUGUCCCUGGGAGCCGGCAUGUGGGGGCUUGAGGCCUGGCUGCUGCUGCUGCUCCUGGCGUCACUCACAGUGCCUCCCCUGCCCUCACUGAAUCCUGGUCCAGCGCUCGAAGAGGGCCAGGGCCUGACUCUGGCUGCCUCCUGCACAGCCGAGGGCAGCCCAGCCCCCAACGUUACCUGGGACACAGAGGUCAAGGGCACCAUGUCCAGCCGCUCCUUUAAGCACUCCCGCUCUGCGGCUGUCACUUCUGAGUUCCAUCUGGUGCCCAGCCGCAGCAUGAAUGGGCAGCCACUCACCUGUGUGGUUUCCCACCCAGGCCUGCUCCAGGACCAGAGGAUCACCCACAUCCUCCAAGUGGCCUUCCUUGCUGAGGCCUCUGUGAGGGGCCUUGAAGACCAGAAACUGUGGCAGGUUGGCAGAGAAGGUGCUAUGCUCAAGUGCCUGAGUGAGGGGCAGCCCCCUCCCUCCUACAACUGGACACGGCUGGACGGGCCUCUGCCAAGUGGGAUGCGUGUGGAAGGGGACACCCUGGGCUUCCCCCCGCUGACCUCGGAACACAGUGGUAUCUAUGUCUGCCACGUCAGCAAUGAGCUGGCCUCCCGGGAUUCUCAGGUCACUGUGGAGGUUCUUGACCCAGAGGAGGCCUCGGUGAAGCAGGUGGACCUGGUGUCAGCCUCUGUGGUGGUGGUGGGUGUCAUUGCCGCCCUCCUGUUCUGCCUGCUGGUGGUGGUGGUGCUGCUGAUGUCGCGAUACCAUCGGCGCAAGGCGCAGCAGAUGACCCAGAAAUAUGAGGAGGAGCUGACCCUGACCAGGGAGAACUCCAUCCGGAGGCUGCAUUCCCACCACUCCGACCCCAGGAACCAGCCGGAGGAGAGUGUAGGGCUGAGAGCCGAGGGCCACCCUGAUAGUCUCAAGGACAACAGUAGCUGCUCUGUGAUGAGUGAAGAGCCGGAGGGCCGCAGUUACUCCACGCUGACCACUGUGCGAGAGAUAGAGACGCAGACUGAGCUGCUGUCUCCGGGCUCCGAGCGGGCAGAGGAGGAGCAGGACUGCGACGAAGGCAUCAAGCAGGCCAUGAACCACUUUGUGCAGGAGAACGGGACGCUGCGGGCCAAGCCCACGGGCAAUGGCAUCUACAUCAAUGGGCGGGGGCACCUGGUCUGACCCAGGCCCACCUCCCCGAAGCCUGGCUCCCUCUGCUGACAUGGGGGCUUUCAGCUCAUCUCAGGGGCCCCCCCAAACAGCCCACUGAUGACUGCUCCACCUUUUCCUCCAGCCCUUGUGUCUGACACCCAGAUGGCUCUAUUGGUUGAGUCCCUGUCCAUGUGUGCAGGGCCUGGAAUGUUCUGGACUCUUGGACCAAAGAAGAGACUCCCAGCCCUGCUCCCCAACCAGCCCGGGACUUUGGAUCUGGGAUCCUAGUAUGUACAUUCUAUGUAAAUAUGUCCAUAUUUGUACAUAAAACCACAUUCUGUUUUUAAAUAAACAGAUGAUACCUGU
Messenger RNA from Miniopterus natalensis, 1763 nucleotides. Lineage: Eukaryota; Metazoa; Chordata; Mammalia; Chiroptera; Miniopteridae. The record is from RefSeq and is a predicted model, not a curated record.